UGUUAAAAGCGUUUAUUUUAAUGUUAGCUAGCGAGCUAAAUGGCAGUUAGCCUGCAGUUAGCUGAGGACUCUCUUUGCCUGUUGUUAGCACGUUGGCUAGCCUUUAGCUUGAGUUGAUUAACUAAUACCGAUUGUCCUCAUGAGCUUCGCAAACAUUCAACUGAAUUUCAACUGAGUCUGAUGUGCAGGAAGGCAAUACAUCCACUCUUCCAUCAUGCUGAGUCGCUUGCAGGAGCUCAAGAAAGAAGAGGAGACUCUUCUGAAAAUCAAAGUCAUGCUGCAAGAUCAGCUCAACAGGCUAAAGUUUGAAGAGGGAGCCCUAAAGUCCUUGAUCAAUGCUCAGUCUGAGGAGAGCCCAAGUGAUCCUGCUCCUCCUGAGGCUGAGGUCAACCCAGACAAUGAGACAGAGAUCAAUCAGACAAAGCUAAUAUUAGGUGCUCCCACUGACUAUGAAAUGGAGGAGGAGGAGGAAGAGGAAGAUGAUGAUGAUGACGAUGAUGAGGAUGAUCUCGACAUGGUGCUUGAGGAAGAGGAAGAUGAUGACGACUACUGAGUUUACUCUUAGUUAGCACAAGUGAACUGUCUACGACUAUCAGUUAGGUGUGUAAUGAGCAAAAUGGCAUGCCAAAAGGUGCUUGUUAACAGGUUGUUUCUGUAUUUUGUCUAAAGGUGAUGCUAUAAUUUAUUAACUCUAGGUAAAAGACAACUUGAGAUAAAAACAAAAUGAUGUGUAGCAACUAGCAAGCAUAGAAGCGCAAACAUCUUUUUGGUACUGUAUACAAGGCUAAGCCUACACUGUUGUCACUUUUGUAAAUGUAAGCCUGCUCCAUUAUUGAAUUUCAUUCAUUCUGUUGAAAAGUGACAUGUAGCUAAUGUUUCAGAUGACUGUACAUCCAGGUUGAAUGUACUUAUCUAAAUCUGUGCUGACUUCAUAGCAUUUGUAUUUUAGUUGAGCGGUGCCUGAGGUACUUUUUAAAUGUACUGUACUUAGAGAGACAGAGUGAAUGCAUGCAUGUGUGUAUGUAAUGCAUGCGCAUGGGUCAUUUCUUGAUGAGACAGUACUGUACAGUGAUGUCUUUUUGUACUCCAUGAAGAAUAUUGUAUAUGUUUAGUACAGUGGUUUAAAUUAAUUAAGCACAAUACAGAAGUUGGAAUCCAUGUCUGCUUUUUCAUUUUCUUUCUAGUUGUUUAUUUCAGACAGUAACUAACAUUGAAUGAAUAUCUGAGUUGAUGUAUGAUUGACGAUUCUAUUAUUUUUGUGCAAAGGAUAAAGGUAUUACAGUAAAUAAAUAUAUGUGAACAGUGUUAAAUGUUAAAGAAGAAAUGCACAGGGAGAUUAAAUGCACUUUUAUAUCUCUGUUCAAUUCUGUAACAGGAUUAUAACAGCACCCUUUAAUCAGACUCUGUUAAACUUGUGUCCUAGACCUACCUCAUAAAAGUAUGACUGUUU
Messenger RNA from Clarias gariepinus (North African catfish), 1450 nucleotides. RefSeq names its product small nuclear RNA activating complex, polypeptide 5 (gene snapc5). Lineage: Eukaryota; Metazoa; Chordata; Actinopteri; Siluriformes; Clariidae. Gene Ontology annotation, biological process: transcription initiation at RNA polymerase III promoter; transcription by RNA polymerase II. The transcript is spliced from 4 exons. Gene Ontology annotation, cellular component: nucleus. The record is from RefSeq and is a predicted model, not a curated record. The coding region runs from base 215 to 553 and encodes 112 amino acids.